Messenger RNA from Dreissena polymorpha, 1818 nucleotides. Its product is annotated as potassium voltage-gated channel protein Shaw-like. The record is from RefSeq and is a predicted model, not a curated record. The coding region runs from base 1 to 1818 and encodes 605 amino acids. NCBI's taxonomy places the organism in Eukaryota, Metazoa, Mollusca, Bivalvia, Myida, Dreissenidae. The transcript has 4 exons. Gene Ontology annotation, biological process: protein homooligomerization; potassium ion transmembrane transport. Gene Ontology annotation, cellular component: voltage-gated potassium channel complex; membrane. Gene Ontology annotation, molecular function: protein binding; voltage-gated potassium channel activity.
AUGGAACAACAGGAAGUGACGGCCCUCAUAGCAAUCGACAUGAAUGCCGCGUUCGAUAUUGUAGACCACGGUGUACUUCUGAAUGUCCUGCGUUUCCAGUACGGUGUUUCAGGUACAGCCCUUGACUGGGUGGGCUCGUACCUAAGACCGCGUGGCUGUAGAGUGAGCAUCAACGAGAUGGACAAUUCAGGCAUAUCAACGCAACACUUGCGACCAGACAUCGUUAACCUCAACGUUGGAGGAAAAACGUUCCUCACUACGAAGGCAACAUUAAUCUCCGUACCAGAUACGCGCCUAUCAAUACUGUCGAAGAACUCGAAGGAAUACGUUCCUGAGUUGGGCGUUUAUUUCUUCGACCGCAAUCCGGACACGUUCAACUUCGUGCUUGAUUUCUACCGCACCGGGGAGUUGCAUCUGCCGAAGCACGUGUGUGGCGCCACAAUUCGAAACGAGCUGGAGUACUGGCAGAUUGCCUCAAUGAGCAUCGCGGACUGCUGUGUGGCAAGUCUCUUCAAAUUCGAGGACGAGCUCGAGGUGUCACACAACCUGAAGCAGCAGUUUGAGACCACAGAUUUAGAAUACACGUCUGACCAGUUGGAGACCAGUAAAUGGGCGCGUAUAAAAAACGUUCUAUGGGAAAUCAUGGAUAGACCAAAGUCUUCAAGACUAGCAAGGGGUUACAGUGUUAUCUAUAUGUCUUUCGUGAUCACAACGUGUAUCACGUUUAUCCUAAGUACGCAUGAAGAGUUUCGGAGCUCGCCCGUCGACCCAAACAACAGCUCCCGCUACACAGAGAUAUACCAGACCCUUCUGGAAAAACACAGCAACUCAAAGAUUGCCCUAAUGGUUGGCACAGAGAUGGUUGACAGUCUGCGUAUCCUUAACGACUGCUGUGCGAUGUUCUUUACCAUCGAGCUCGUCCUCAGAAUAAUCGUGUGUCCAAACAGAAAGGCUUUUUUCAAGUUUUGGUUAAAUAUUAUUGACAUAAUCGUAGUAAUUUCCAUGAUGAUCACGUUUGGUCUACGUAACAUUGAACAUAUGGUGACCAACGAUCAAUUGCUAUGGUUUUAUCUUUUCAUCAGAGGAAUGAUAAUUCUACGACUUCUUCGGCUGUUUCGAUUUGCUCGACAUUUCAGCGGUCUGAAGAUUCUCUACUUGGUCUUGAAAGCGAGCAUUCAGGAGCUGGGUCUACUUGGGUUGACAUUUACGAUAACGAGCGCUUUAUUCGGUGGAUUUGUUUACUAUGCCGAAUUCUUUCACCCGGAAAACUUUCAGAACGUCCCCAUAGGAAUAUGGUGGGCGAUCGUCACUUUGACAACCGUUGGUUACGGGGAUUACGUUCCUGUGACUACAGCGGGAUAUAUUAUUGGAGCGUUGUGUGCAGUAUGCGGAUUGCUUCUGCUAUCAAUGCCAAUUGCUGUUAUUGCAACAAAUUUUAAUGAUUAUUACUCUCAGAACAAAAUUCGCGAAAAGCAACUGACACGGAAGAAAACUGUGUUCGAAACGAUACGAAAACUUUUUCAUUUUAAUAAAACAAAUAACAAAUUUACGACAAUAGGUGCUCAGUCAACUUUAAAUACACCUAGAGAAGCCGGAACCUCGUCUAAUACAGAUGGAAUUGUUACGAUAAGUUCCGAAAUAAAUAACGAUCCAGCGGCCAUUCAAGCAGUGCACUUGCGUGUAAAGAAUGGAGGACAUGCGCUCAAUUUAAAAAAUGGCGGACUAAAUGCAAAAUCUCAUACCAACCAUAUUGCCGUACAGCCAGCGAAGAAGAAAAACGAAGCUUUUAAAAACGCUGUCACAAAGUCGAUAAAAUAG